GGAAAUACAAUUUCCCGCCACAAUUGUCAAUCACUCCCUGUGUGAAACAUGUCAUUGUAGUGUCAUCAGUGGUGUUGUUUCAGGCAUCUUUGAGCCUUGGCGAAGGACAAGUUUGGAGGCGUGUGAGCUCCUUUCUGGCAGUAAUUUAACCCUACACAGGCGAUGGCGUACCAGCGUGCGCAGCAGCGGACAAGGAGCGCCUGCAAUUACGUGACCAUCGCCUCCAAGGUGAUCUGCUCGCCGCCUCCCAGCAUGGUGCACAACUACUCGAAGGCAAGCGCCGCUGCCGCCGACUACGACGACGUCGACGUGGUGACGUGCACGCCAGGGCCGGCGCUCUCCCGCGCGUGGCACGCCACCUCCCGGCUCCCGCAGGCCAAGCGGAAGCUCGACCUGGAAUCGCCGCCAACGAUGGCGACGCCGCGUGUGCCCGACGAGGGCUCGACGCCGAAACGCGGCCGCCCGCCCUCCUCCUCCUCGUCCUCCUCCGGCGGCGGCGGCAAGAGGAAGCUGCAGACGAGGGGGAAGCUGGCGUCGCCGGAGAGGACGCGCUUCGACACGUCGCUCGGCCUGCUGACGCGCCGCUUUGUCGGGAUGCUGCGCUCGUCGCCCGACGGCGUGCUCGACCUGAACGUUGCCGUGACGACGCUCGACGUGCAGAAGCGGCGCAUCUACGACAUCACGAACGUACUCGAGGGCAUCCGGCUCAUCCAGAAGGAGUCGAAGAACAAGAUCCGCUGGCGCGGCUGCAGCGUCGGAGAGCAGCAGCGCGCGGCGGCGAGGCAGACGCAGCGGCGGCGCGAGAUCGCAGACAUGGAGGCCGCCGAGGGCCGGCUCGACGAGAUGAUCGCCGCGGCGACGCUGCAGCUGCGGCUUGUCACGGAGGACGCGGCGAACCGGCGACUCGCCUACGUUGCCUACCGCGACAUCCGCCGCAUCCCGGAGUUCCGCGAGCAGACCGUGAUCGCGGUGCGCGCGCCGCCGGAGACGCGGCUCGAGGUGCCGCUGCCCGGCGACGUUGUCGCCGCGACGACGCAGAUGUCGCUGCGCAGCGAGCGCGGCGAGAUCGACGUCUACCUGUGCCCGGAGGAAGAGGGUGCCUCCGGCAGCGAGGAGCUCGCAAAGUACAGCCGUGCGCGCGGCCCCGGUGCCGACGACGAGUCGCGGGGGGGAGACACGUCGCAGAUCGAGCGCAUCCUUACGACGCCGUGCGGCAUCCGCGCCGACAACACCCCGACGAAGCGCGGGCGCGCGUGCGUGACGGUCGCCACGGCGACGCCGUCGUCGUCGUGCGGACUCGGCGGCGCAACCGACUUCUCGCCACUCAAGCUGUUCCAGACGGAGGACCAGUACGGCGACGACGGCGCGUUCGUGCAGCUGGAGCCGCCGAUCACCGACGCAGACUACACGUUCACCCUGGAGGAGAGCGAGGGAAUCUCCGACUUGUUCGACGCAGCCGGCGUGUUGUAGUGUGACGCGCGCGGGCGCGUGCAAAACCCUCCGCGCGCUGCUCCUCUACCCCCUUGCGAUGAGAGAUCUUUGAAUCCUCCUCCGAUUAUUUAACCGAACUUAUUAUUAACUGAACGUGUUUGUAUGUCAUGAUGAGCACUCGGCGGAUGGUAUGUCGGGCCCCCUUUGAUUUAGGGGGUCUUGCUUAUUGUUGCGUGCUUGUAAAGCUAUCGGUGGUACGUAGGGCCCCUUCUGAUUUAGGAAAGUGUGGUCUUAUUGUUACGCGCUAGUAAAGUGAGCGUAAUUCGACCACCGAUUAUGUGGGACCCCCCCCCCCUUAUAUAGGAAAGUGCGUUCUUACUUGCUUAUUGUUACGUGUUUGUAAGGUGAACAUAUGACCAAGGAUACACAGGAUUCAUGUAGGAAAUGUUCCUAUGCAAACUGUUUUUUUGGCCUGUUGCAUUGUGUCUACCUAUUAUGGUGAAAGAUAUCACUAUUAUAAAGAUUAUUUUAAAGCAAUUUACGGAGAUAUGAUCAUAUUGCAAUUAUUGCAAAUGUAUACUAUACGUGUACAAUACACUAAUGCAUUAAUGUCACUAAUGCAGCGUCAUGCUGUUCAGAAUUAGAUGUCGACAAGCAUUGUUUAAAAAAGUCGUUUAUAUAGCCACUAUGUAGUUUAAAAAAAGUAAAAAGCAUUUAUUUACACAAAAAGAUAUAUACAGGUCUGUAUAUAAUAUUUUUUUUCAAUACUACAUUUUUGUAUGAACAAAGGUAAAUGGUACGAUGGCUGACUCGUUAAGCAUAUUUUACGUAUUGGUAAAAUAUAUUGGACAUAAGACUUGACACAAAACGAGGGUUUUGAACAGUACAGUACAGUUUGAGCACAAGUUGAUUGUUUGCAGGAUACCCUGCUGUGCAGAGAAAUAAACAAACGAAUGCUUAUUAGAAUGAA
Messenger RNA from Priapulus caudatus, 2401 nucleotides. RefSeq names its product transcription factor E2F3-like. The transcript is spliced from 2 exons. Gene Ontology annotation, cellular component: RNA polymerase II transcription regulator complex. Gene Ontology annotation, biological process: regulation of transcription by RNA polymerase II. The record is from RefSeq and is a predicted model, not a curated record. NCBI's taxonomy places the organism in Eukaryota, Metazoa, Priapulida, Priapulimorpha, Priapulimorphida, Priapulidae. The coding region runs from base 163 to 1470 and encodes 435 amino acids. Gene Ontology annotation, molecular function: RNA polymerase II cis-regulatory region sequence-specific DNA binding; protein dimerization activity; DNA-binding transcription factor activity, RNA polymerase II-specific.